UCACACGAGAAACGCAACGCAUGAGGGAUGCGGUCACACCCCCUCGUCUCGUCUCAGUACGCCCCCGAAACCCGUGGGCACUGGGCAAACAACAAUACUUAAGGAGUUUGCAGCCCACCCUACAGCAUCUAAUAUGAUAUGGAGACUACGUAAUCUCUAAUAGAUCAGUCACUGAUACACAAAUCCACAGAUUAUCAGCACCUUCAGGAUCUUAACUAUGGAUGAAGACGGAGACACCAACUGAGGGGGGAAAUAUCGGGGGCGCAUUUAAGAUGACACGUACGGAUCCCCCUGACAUAUUAACAUCCUCUUUGUAUCAAGACAUAAAAAUUGGCCCUAACUCUGGGCUCUCAAAGUACUCUGAAUCUUCUAAGCAAUGUGAUUGCCAAAUGGUUGGCCCACUGGAUCAAAAUUUUGAAACCAUUAACAAAAGACAUUGCCGUAGCUUUGACUUCAUUGAGUCACUGGAUGACCCAAAGGACUUUUCCUCAUCCAUGGAGUAUCCUUACAGGUCUGAUCAGCAAACAGUAAGUAAGGAUGCAGUCUGGAAUGGCAUUGGACAGCAGGGACACUUACGUUUUUCCUCACCAGAUCUAUUCAACUCAAGACUCUCCCAACAACAAAUCAGCACAGACAAAAACAAUGAGGCAGCAAGGACUAGCGUUCAUGGUAAGCCUCGCUCAAAAAGUGCUCCCAGGGUUCGAGCCACCCUGACCCCUGUACCCAUCACUGUCUCUCCACCUGCAACCAUGAGGCGUCGAUCUCCAGUGGACCCCCAGAAGAGAUCUGAAGGUUUGCCAAAUCGAGAAGCCUCUCAUUCAAACAGGGCUUUAGUUAACGAAGUUCAUCCAAUCAAGUUACAACCCCACACACCCCUCUAUGUUUCUGAUUGUUUUGAGGAGAGUAGACAGGAGACACAAACUAACACUCCCCAUGUAAGGUGCCGUGUUGAUAUUAAGCCAGAUGCCUCAGUUCUCCAGCACACUGCACGGAAGAUGCCUACUCACAGAAGUAAUGUUCCCUGGCAGCUUUCCUCAACAUCAGGGAUCAGGAACGUCUCUUUUCCAAGUCAGACAUCCACCUCUAGAACGCCUACUCCUAGUGAGUGUUACAACAUGGAAUAUAGGCAAGCAUAUCAAUAUCCCAACAGCUUGUCCGGUAGUUACAUUCAGUCUGGGGAGAUCCCUUUCAGAAGGACUUCUCCUAGAGACCCAAGGGAGCACAGGACCUUGUCUAAUCCUAACAUCCCAACCAAGUUCUUCUACACGGACGAUCCCUGCAGGUAUCCAGUUCAACCACAGAGUAGGACAUAUUAUCAGGAUGACCAGUACAGUAUUAACAGCAGCAACAGCCAAAAUCCCUCCGUCACUAGUCAAUAUGUACUUGACCCAAGGACUCGUUGGGUUCAUACUUUGCCUGUGCGUUCGUACUAUGCAGAUUCCCAUCGUGAACCCUUGGAUCCAUUUUAUGGUAGACCAUAUUCAGUGAGUGAGCCAGGGCCAUACUUCAUAUCUACUCCUCAGAGUGAAACAUACUUUCAGGAGGAUCCAAGAGCAUAUGCUGUUCCCUCUGACCCCUCAAAGAUGUUCUAUACACGGCCUUGCCAUUACCCAGCAGAAAUAAACAAUCCUAUGAGAGCAUAUCAUACGGAGGGACGGCGGCGGCCACGUAUGUCCCAGGUCUUUUCAGAUGACUGGCACCGGUCAAGCAUUGCUACAUAUUCCAGUCAGUAUGCAUCCUCACAGGCCACUCCUCAGCGAGUGCCAUCGAUAAGCCCAUGGUAUCCCAAUGACUUUACAGAGCCAACUCGUUUAGGAGCAGAUGUCCGAAACUACUCAAAAUCCUGGGACAACAUUCUCAUCCCUCAUAUGGACCGAGAACAUGGUGUUUCACGAGGCAGGAGUUACGAGAACCUUCUCCAUCACGGAAGACCAGGAGUUCCUUCGAAUAAUAACCAACAACCGGUUAUUGUAAACCUUUCUAGUUCGCCGAGACGUUACGCUGCCUUGUCACUCUCCGAAAACUGUCUAGAAAAGUGUGCUGGUGACAGACAAAACAGUGCGAGGGGACAAUGGUAUGUAACCCCAGAAAUUACAAUAACUGACAAUGACAUCCGUGCAGCAAAUAGCAACAAGAGAGAUGGGGGAACAAUCAGCUGGAAUACCCAAAAUACAGCCCGGUGUCAAACUGCAAACUUGCAUAAUUUACAGAGACCAGCAAACCCACCAGAAUCCACAGAGAGGAAGAACAAUAAUUACUCCCUGCAGCAAAGCCUCGAACAGCUUGAUGAGCUGCUAGCCGACCUAGUCAUUGAUUACAAACCUCUAAAUAGCAGGAGACCAAGCAAGGAUCUGAUAGACCAACUCAAACAAUUGAUUCAAGAUGACGAGACUAAAGAAGGGAAGAGGGACAUGGAUCAAGAGGAUUCAGGACUUUUGAACACACUAUCAGACUCUUCAAAGACCAGCCCAGACACAUUUAAAGACCCAGACAGUGGUUGUGAGGGUUUUCAGCGGAGUGUUGAGGACAUCUCUUUGAACCCCAUUGCAGUCGAGGAUGACACUAUGGUGUGCUCCAACAGGAAAUGCUUACGCAAAGACACUACAUUCAAUGCUUGCUUGUACUUCAAGUCCUGUCACAGCUGUUAUACCUACUACUGUUCCAGAAACUGUAGGCGAGAAGACUGGGACACGCAUAAAGAGAGCUGCCUUUAUGGCCGCAUUAGUAGUGUUUGCAGGCACAUACUAAAGCACUGUCGAGAGAACUCUGACAUUCAUAAGGCUUUUUCGCGCAUUGCUAGGGUAGGGUUUCUUUCCCGCGGGAGAGGAGUUCUGUUCCUGGGUUUUCCAAACCCCGGGUGUGCAGAUAACUUUCUUCAAGUUGGUCUUGACAGCCUUACCAUUUCUCCAACAUAUCUGUCCCUUCGAGAGUUAGACAGUUUCAAAGACAACCUUGGGCAAUACUGCAAAGAAUUGCAGAAUGCAGGCAAGGAGUAUGACCCCGCUGAAUGUUUCCUCCUGAAUGUAUCCAUUGCUGUUGGAGACCUAGUGCCUAAACUUCCUUCACCCAAAUUACAAACGCCAACAGUUCGCAAAUAUGCCAAGGUCUCAUUGGCCUCCUCAAGCCCAGAUAAGAAAAUCUUUAAGAAAGAAUGUGAAAUGGAGACUCUGAUUCUCACCCCUCCUCCUGGGACAUCUGACAUCGACAAGGAUGGCCAAGAGGGCAGGAAAGCAAGAGAGAUUUGUUUCAUUAACAUCCAAAGGGAGCUUCGUACAAGAGGUGUAUUCCUUCGUCACGAGUUCCCACAAAUAUACAACCAGCUUUGUGAGUUUGUGGAGAGCAACAAAAGGUUCACCCCCACCACAAUUUAUCCCAUUGAUAAGAGAACCGGAAAGCAGUUUAUGUGUAUGAUCAUGGCAGCGUCUGAACCAAGGAUGCUUGAUUGGGUUGGUGCACCACACCUUCUAGAUGACAUUAUAUAAUCCUAUGCAUCCAGCAUUAUCAAGCUUUUACUGUAUAAAAUAAGACUUAAAUGACUAAUGUUUUAGAUAUGUAUUUUAAUAGGGAGACUAUAUUUACUGUUUCUGUAUGGCACUAAAAAUUAAUAGAAUUAAUACGAGUUGCUAAUGGGAUAAAAAGCUAUGUACAGUAUUUAUUAGAAGAUAUAUGAGCAUAUAUGUUUUGUCUUAACUACUAUA
Molecule: messenger RNA, 3698 nt
Organism: Rhinichthys klamathensis goyatoka
Lineage: Eukaryota; Metazoa; Chordata; Actinopteri; Cypriniformes; Leuciscidae
Product: un-named hu7912
Exons: 2
Coding region: 222-3482 (1086 amino acids)
Biological process (GO): cell-cell junction organization
Cellular component (GO): apical junction complex; plasma membrane
Source: RefSeq, a predicted model, not a curated record